AUGGUUAUCAUCAAAUGGUGGGGCAGCACAAAUGCUGUCGACACCGAGAAGCUCGUCUUCAGACACGAGUUCCCCGUGAAACGGUUCUGCAAGAUGGAGAAGCUCCGAGAGGUGCUAGGGGAUAUCUUUGGCUCGGAUGAUUGGGUCGUCGAGUACGAUGGAGAUAAUCUCAUGAUCAAAGUGGGAAGCAGGGUUGAUCUGAAGGAGGAACUGAAGGCGCGUGGAAUUAUUUACAAGUCUAUGUUUAAGCCCAAAGAGAUUGAGCUGAAAGUAGAAUAA
This is a messenger RNA of Fusarium musae, 279 nucleotides long. RefSeq lists its product as uncharacterized. The transcript has 2 exons. The record is from RefSeq and is a predicted model, not a curated record. Bases 1 to 279 code for a protein of 92 amino acids. Lineage: Eukaryota; Fungi; Ascomycota; Sordariomycetes; Hypocreales; Nectriaceae.